CUCUAGCGAUGAAAUACAAAAACUAAGCAACCUCCCAGCAUAGAUUAUUUUAUCUUUUCCUGUACCACAAGAAAAAUAAGACUCAAAAAUGCUGUUAAAUAAUCAUUUUUAGCUACUCAAAGCUCAAAUAUAUUAUCGUUUGCAUAAUUGUAGCAUUCGGUAACGCUAUUUUUCAUAACGAUUCGUUUUAAAUAGAAAUUUGACAUGUUAUACUUUGGUAUAGAUUAUUGGCUUGUAAGUAUCGAACGAUAGAGAAAAAUUUUUACAUGUGAUAUUGGAUAUGUACACACACACACACACAUAUAUGUACAUAUAUAUAACGACAUCAACAACUGUUAUUGUCAUUAGUAUGUGGUGAUUCAUCGUGCGUGCGUGAAAGUAAGACACGACAAUUUCAAUUAAUACUUUCUUUUUUUGGAAAUAGAAGCAAUCGAACCACAGAAACAUAUGCUCUUCGGAUUUUAUUAUAUAAUAGAUAUUCUGAAUAAAAUACGCAUACGGAACAGACAUGAAGAUAUAGAUUCUACAACCAAUUUUAGAACACGUGACUUGUAUAGAAGAUGAAAAUAUCUUAUUACAUUAUUUGCAAUUGAUGUCGAAUAUGAGAGUCCAUGAGAUCAAUGCCAACGUAUCAAAUUAUGCAAAGAUAUCAAUGGAAAAAAUACAUCGUUCUAUUAUUAAAAAACAUAUCGGAAAGAAAAAGGUGCUGAAUUAUUUCUUGAACAAUUAUUUCGAGAUAAUAGACAGAUUUCCCAACGAAUUUGAUACCUACGAUAAUCUAACACUGAUAGGUGAUAUUGUUAUGAAUGUGCAUAACCAGCUGCAACUCAGCAUGAUAAACGUACACGUAAUCCAGAAGUUUUAUCUUUAUAAGCUAUGGACCAAUAGCAUACAUCUGAUCGAAAUACGACGAGAUCAAAUAUUAAGACAGCAAAAGAAGUUUGAAACGUUUUAUGAUUAAUGUUUUAUGAUGAUAAUAACCUAGCUAACGCAUAAUUUCUAUUUCCACAAAUUAUAAUCUAUGAAUAGGCUUUUUUAUAAUAUAUUAUAUAUUCUAUAUAUAUAAUGAGAAGAAUAUUUAUAGCUUUAUAGAUUAUAAAGUAAGGUGUACUUUUUUGUAACUUAUACCAUACAAGAGUCAACACAAGAAAGAAUAAAGUAUGCAAAAAAGCGUGAGUGCUUAAUACAAGUUGUCCGCGGAAACUGUUUUUCCUUAUUUCUCGCCUCAUAACUCUUACACAACGACCUUCAUGUUUCUCUUUAUUUCCGCAUGUUGUGGAUGUCCAAUUAAGAUAAUAACAAUGCGUUAGUAUAUCGAACUGGCGUUGGUCGACAUUGAAGAAGCAACGGAUUGCUUUUCAACAAUGUACACAGGCAACACUGUGUAAUACAGUUUGCGAUCAAGUAUUUCCCAACGACGACACAAGAUGACAUAAUCGUACACAUCGAAAAUGCUGUGAUCGACUGUGUCAUCGUAUUAUUACUUCAUGAGUACCAUCAUUUUUACAUUUGGUACCACUUAUUUUUCGAUAAAAUGGUAUUCCGGCAAAAGGUUACUAUCGAGUUAAUUAUGACAGUCGGAAUUGGCUACUGCUUGCGGAGUAUUUACAGUCUGCCAACUAUACCUGUAAAUCACCUAUACCUGUUCUCAAUCGAGCACAGAUUGUCAACGAUGCAUUUUACUUUACAACAGUUAGGAAAAUGGGACUUCAUGUCUUCUUCGAUGUUAUAAAGUUUCUAAACAAGGAAACUAGCUAUAUAGCAUGGCAUCCAAUGUUUAACAUUUUCUCGUAUAUGUCGACUUUCUUAAAGUUUUCAGUAGCAGAAGCGACGAAGGCAAACUUUCUGGAUAUAUUGAAUGAACUUCUUCGUAAUGUGGGAUACGAAGAAGAUGAAGGCGAAAAUGAAAUGACGAUGCCGUUAAGAUUAUUAGCAAUAAAGUGGGCUUGCGAAUUAGGCCACGAAAAAUGCAGAAAGGCCGCUGCCGAAAAAUUGUUCGCGUAUAUAUACAAUAGUAAACAGAACAUAUUUGCGCGGUGGACAACCUGGAUGUUCUGUACCGGGAUGAUGGACGCAAAUAAGACUCUUUCGAAUCUGAUUUGGCAACAUGGCUUUGAAAAGGGAAAUAUGGAGAUUUUAGAACACUUGACAUGUAUAGAAGAUGAAAAUAUCUUAUUACAUUAUUUGGAUUUGAUAUCGAUUAUGAGACCCAAUGAGAACAAUGCAACAAAGUUGUCAAUUGAAAAAUUAUAUCGUUCUAUUAUUAAGAAACAUAUCGGAAAGAAAAAGGUGCUGAAUUAUUUCUUGAACAAUUAUUUCGAGAUAAUAGACAGAUUUCCUUAUAAUUUUUAUACCCACGAUAAUUUAACUCUAUUAGGUGAUAUCUUUAUGAAUAUACAUAGUGACCUGAUACUCAACAAGAUAAAUAUAUAUGUAACCAAGGAGUCAUUUGGUAAUGAACUAUACAGCAAAGUUAGAAAACUGAUCAAAGCAAAACGAGAACUAUUAUUAAGACAACGGAGGAAGUUUAAAGCGUUCUAUGAUGAUUUCUAGUGAUAAUAACCUAACUGAUGCAUAGCUUUUAUCACUAUUUGUACGAAUUAUAAUCUAUGUGCGGCCUUUUUUUAUAUUGUAUUAUAUAUUAUAUACCAGGUGUAGAAGUAUGAAACCGGAAUUUUUUUAUACAAAUAAGACGUCUGUUGUUCGAAAGUGAUAAAUAAUACUUUAUUC
Odontomachus brunneus is the source of this 2730-nucleotide messenger RNA. RefSeq lists its product as uncharacterized. Lineage: Eukaryota; Metazoa; Arthropoda; Insecta; Hymenoptera; Formicidae. The record is from RefSeq and is a predicted model, not a curated record. The transcript is spliced from 9 exons. Gene Ontology annotation, biological process: proteolysis; peptide catabolic process. The coding region runs from base 1702 to 2553 and encodes 283 amino acids. Gene Ontology annotation, molecular function: peptide binding; metalloaminopeptidase activity; zinc ion binding. Gene Ontology annotation, cellular component: cytoplasm.